Molecule: messenger RNA, 2943 nt
Organism: Setaria italica (foxtail millet)
Lineage: Eukaryota; Viridiplantae; Streptophyta; Magnoliopsida; Poales; Poaceae
Product: lysine-specific demethylase JMJ25
Exons: 15
Biological process (GO): regulation of transcription by RNA polymerase II
Cellular component (GO): chromatin; histone deacetylase complex
Molecular function (GO): histone H3K9 demethylase activity; chromatin DNA binding; transcription coregulator activity
Source: RefSeq, a predicted model, not a curated record
GUAAAGCCACCACCUCCACCGUCGCACGCCCUCCACCCCCUGAUUCCCUCUCCGCCGCCGUCGAUUCGUCUGAUGCCGCCCAAGCGCAAGCGCGGCGGCGGCCGCGGGAGGCCCAGGAAGGAGGACAAGGACGCCGCACCGGCCGCCGACUCCGACCCCACCGCCGCCGAGGAAAACGGUGAAAACAGGGGCGACGAAGAGAUGCCUGAGCCACAUGAUUCUGCAAAGGAAAAUGGCGAGGGAGAUCCCAAUGGGGAUAUGUUGCAGUCUUGUGCUGAGGAGAAUGGCGUGGAAGGGGUAGCUGAGGUCUCAAAACCCUCCAAAAGGCGCAGGAAGGAUCCUGUUGCGGAUCCAUCUUCUCCUGAGUUUAGUGGUUCCGGGCGACUUCGACAGAGGCGGAAUGUUGCAGCAGUCCAGGAGCAGGAACCUGAGAAGAAACGAAAGAUUGAUAAGGAUUCAACUAUGUGCCAUCAGUGCCAGAGGAACGAUAGUGGAAGAGUUGUACGGUGCCAGGGCUGUAUCAAACGAGAAAAGAAAUUCAGAUACUGUGUGAAGUGUAUUAAGCGCUGGUAUCCACAUUUAUCAGAGGACGAUUUUGCGACAAAUUGCCCAGUUUGUCGCAAAAAUUGCAAUUGUAAGGCUUGUCUGCGAGGAGACAUAUCCACUGUCGGCUCCAGGAAUGCUAACAAGUCUCAGAAAAAGGCUGACAAAUGUAGUGUAUCUGAAGAAGAUAAAAUUAAAUUCUCUAUGCGUAUUGUGCGCUUUUUGCUCCCUUGGCUCAAAGAAUUUCAUCAAGAGCAGAUGCUAGAGAAAAGUGUUGAGGCCUCAAUCAGAGGGAUUGAUUCGUGCAAAAUGGAGGUUCCUCUGGCGAACUGUGGAAGUGAUGAACGGAUAUACUGCAACAACUGCAGGACAUCUAUUGUUGACUUCCACCGAAGCUGCAACAAAUGUUCCUAUGAUAUCUGCCUCAGCUGCUGCCGUGAGCUUCGUCAAGGCCUUAAUCCAGUUGGUGAUGUCAGCAGUGACAAGGUUACUAGUCUACCUGAUGCUGGAGGCAAGGAAGAUUCGCAGCAGGGAGGUAGUCAUUGCAAAGUUACAAGCCAAGAGCCUUCUGAUGGACAGAAUGAUAUUUUAAUAAAUAAUGCAGUUCCGUCUGAAGACUGCAAUCCUAGUUUGAGACGGUGGAGGGUAAAUAGCAAUGGGACCAUACCUUGCCCGCCGAAUGAAUUUGGCGGUUGUGGAAGUUCCCUUCUUGAACUCAAGUGCUUGUUUGGGGAAAAGUUUAUUGCUGACUUACUGGAGAAAGCUAAAUCACUGGUCAAUGAUGUAACAGUGCUGGAGUUGGGCGGUUCAAACUGUUCCUGCUUCACUGAAUCCAGUGGAAUAAACAAUGGAACAUCACGUAAAUCAGCUUGUAGAGAGAAUUCCCAUGAUAACCACAUAUAUUGUCCAACUGCUAGAGAUGUUCAAAAUGAAAGUUUGGAACAUUUCCAGGAGCACUGGUUGAAGGGUCAGCCUGUUAUUGUCCGUGAUACACUUGCAUUGACUUCUGGUUUGAGCUGGGAACCAAUGGUUAUGUGGCGGGCCUUAAGGGAAAAGAGAGAUAAGAAGACAGAUGAGCGUCUCUCAGUUAUUGCUCUUGAAUGUCUGACGUGGUGUGAGGUUGAUUUUAAUAUUCGUAUGUUUUUUGAUGGGUAUUCUCGCGGAGCUGUUGGUGCAGAGGAUUUGCCCGUGUUACUUAAGCUGAAAGAUUGGCCACAGCAUAGUUCCUUUGAGGAGCGACUGCCACGACAUAAUUCUGAGUUCAUGUCUGCUUUGCCAUUUCGUGCAUACACAGACCCUAAAUAUGGUCCUCUCAAUCUGGCAGUGAAGUUGCCAGAAAGUGUUAUAAAGCCAGACCUUGGUCCAAAGACUUAUAUUGCUUAUGGUGUUGCCCAAGAGUUGGGAAUUGGUGACUCUGUUACCAAGCUUCAUUGUGACAUGUCUGAUGCGGUCAAUAUCCUCACGCAUACUGAUGAAAUAAAGCUCAAAGUCAAAAGGAUUAAAGCAAUUGAGAAAAAGAAGGAGAGUUUAAAGAAAAAGGAAGAGGGUGGUAGUCAAGGCUCACAAACAGAUCUUGAAUCGACCAUUGAGCCAAGACGUAAAGGUUUGAGAAGUGGCUCAAACAUUCAGCAGCCAGCACUAGAUGUUGCUUCAGAGCAGGAGGAAAUUGUUCAAAAAUCUGCAGUUGCUGUUGAAGCUGAGGGAAACUUGAAGAAUGCAAAUGGACAACAGACUGAUCAAAGUUAUGAAGAUCAUAUGAAUGUCCCUUUUUCUAAAGGGAAAUCAGAAGUUGCUCUCAGCGCAACUAAUGGGGGAGAGAAGUUGGGAAAUGGUUUCAGCCGUGAAGAUAAAAUUGAGUCUCCAAGUGACGCAGAGGAAAAUUUUGAACCAAAGGUGGGUAAAAUUGCCAUAUCUCUUGAGCCAAAAGAUGAUGCAGCCCCGUUUGCUGAGGGGAACCAGUCAGAGGGUGGUGCAUUGUGGGAUAUCUUCAGACGGGAAGAUGUCAGUAAACUACAUGAUUAUCUGAUGAAGCAUGCAAAGGAGUUCAGGCAUUGUAAUUAUGAACCGGUGGUGCAGGUUGCUCAUCCUAUACAUGAUCAAUGCUUUUAUCUUACAAAUGAGCACAAGAGAAAGCUUAAGGAAGAAUAUGGAAUUGAACCCUGGACAUUUGAACAGAAACUUGGUGAGGCAGUAUUUAUCCCAGCUGGAUGUCCUCACCAAGUCAGAAAUUUGAAGUCAUGUAUAAAGGUCGCACUUGACUUUGUUUCUCCGGAAAAUGUGCGAGAGUGCAUCAGGUUGACAGAAGAAUUCCGUCUGCUUCCAAAGGGGCAUAGGGUGAACGAAGACAAACUAGAGGUUAAGAAGAUAGCUCUUUAUGCGCUGAACCAAUCCAUUAAGGAC